AUGACGGUAUUCAUUGCGUCUUUAUUUCUUCCUUAUACAGUGAACUUCCAUGUCCAUAAUUCACGCGCCGGCCACACCCCGGCAGGCCCCCCAUCUGCAAACCCGACUGUAGAAGGGAUCACCCCCAUUGUCCCAGCUCCUCAAGCUGCUGCCAGCCUGUUCGGGCAGUCAAAACCCGGAAAAUCAACUGGUCUUACUCCCGGGGCCACCACAGACCAUGAGCGCAUUUUUGCGUCCAACGUAGCUCAGGCGGAGCAAGAGAAAACCGGAUAUCCAUUCCCACCUUCUGUCGAUGACAACCGACUGCUGACUGAGAGUGAGGGCCACUCACCCGCAUGGGGAGCCACAACUUCACUGAAUCAACCGAAGCCCCAAACAACUCUGUCGCCGGAUCCUUCUAUCCUCAAGCACCAAGAUCCCCAUCCCGCCAAGGAAUCCGUGCCGCAGCGGGUUCCCCCUGCCCAGCCUGCUGCGCCCUACACCGGCCUGAGAAAAGGCAGUGUAGCGAAUCGCAAGGUUUCAUUUUCCAAGGCCGAAUGGACCAUCGAGACUGCGGAGCAAGGAAAUGGUGGCCUGCGCAAUGCGGUCCGUUCUGCGACGGACGCGGGGGUCUUGGAAGAAAUGAUGUGGGUAGGCACCCUGGGCAUGCCAACUGAUGCUCUUGCGAAGUGGACUCGUCGAGACAUCUCAGAGAAGUUGGAGGAUGAGUUCGAGUCAUUGACGGUGUUUGUAAAUGACGGCGACUUCGACGGCCACUAUACGCAUUUCUGCAAGACCAUUCUUUGGCCAGUAUUUCAUUAUCAGAUUCCUGAUAACCCCAAGAGCAAAGCAUACGAGGAUCACUCAUGGAUCUACUAUGUUAAACUCAACCAGGAAUUUGCGGAUCGCAUCGCUAAACAUUGGAAACGAGGCGAUUCGAUAUGGGUCCAGGAUUAUCAUCUCCUUCUUGUCCCAGCGAUGCUGCGCAAGUUGAUACCCGACGCGCAGAUUGGAUUCUUUUUGCACAUUGCGUUCCCGUCAUCCGAGGUGUUCAAGUGCUUGGCACCCCGCAAAGAACUUCUCGAGGGAAUUCUGGGCGCCAACUUGAUCGGCUUCCAGACUGACGAAUACUGUCGCCAUUUCCUGCAGACGUGCAGUCGAAUUCUCUGUGUUGAGGCAACACCUGAAGGAAUUCAACUGGAAGAUCGGUUUGUGAACGUUGGCACGUUCCCGAUCGGUAUCGACCCAACCUCAUGGGAUAAACGUCGCCAGUUGACGGAUGUGGAGCGAUGGGUCGACACGAUCUCAGAGCGCUACCGAGCAAAACGCCUUAUUGUCUCGCGCGACAAAAUUGAUUCAGUCAGGGGCAUUCGCCAGAAGCUUCUGAGCUAUGAGCUGUUCCUAAACAGCAAUCCGGAGUGGGCAGAUAAGGUCGUUUUGAUUCAGGUUGCAACAAGCACCACAGAACAACCCGAACUUGAAGCCACACUCUCUGACAUCGCCAUGCGUAUCAACUCCACUCACUCCACUCUCGCCCACCAGCCUUUAGUCUUCCUCAAGCAAGACUUGGCCUUUUCGCAGUACCUUGCCCUUAUCACUGUGGCAGACGCCCUCAUGAUUACGAGCUUGCGCGAAGGUAUGAACCUAACAAGCCACGAGUUUGUUUAUUGCCAGGAUGGUAGCUACGGCGACAAGGCUUAUGGCUCUUUGAUCCUCAGUGAGUUCACCGGCAGUGCAUCUGUCUUUGGAGACCAUGCCCUUCUGGUCAAUCCCUGGGACUACCGCCAAUGCGCCGAAGCUAUUCAUACCGCGUUGACGCGUGAUGAGAAGGAGAGAAAGGAGGUCUGGGAGCAGAUGCUUCGCGCAGUGUUGCAGAAUUCAACAGCCAAUUGGGUUAAGUCAUUCAGUGAAACUCUGACCCGGGUUUGGAACGAACAAUCAUCGCGGGAGAUCAUGGCAGUACCCAGACUGUCUGUUUCCCGACUGACCGAUCGCUACCGCAAGUCAAAGCGACGACUCAUGAUCCUCGAUUAUGAGGGUACGCUUGCCUCAUGGGGCUCGCCUCGUAGCAUCAUUCUGACCACGCCCCAACGUGCAAUCACGACUCUGACGGAACUGACUGACGAUCCGGCCAAUGUUGUCUACGUAAUGAGUUCCCGCAUGCCUGAAGAAAUGGAACGACUAUUCCGACAGGUCCCCAACCUGGGACUGAUAGCCGAGAACGGAUGUUUUGCUCGCGAACCACAAUGUGAUUCAUGGACCCAUCUUGCAGACAAAGUUCACGUCAAAGCAUGGAAGUCAUCUGUUUCCCAUAUCCUGGCCUACUUCAAUGCUCGUAUCGAGGGUAGCUGGAUUGAAGAGCGUCAUUGUUCUCUGGUUUUCCACCACGGAUCUGCUGAAGACCGCCACAUUGCAGCACGACUUGCUGCUGAGUGUGCUGGCAACAUCAAUGAUGCUUGUGCUGACCAAGGUGUGCACGCUAUUCCGGUCGAAGGCGCAUUGGUGGUGGAAACCACCCAUACCAACAAGGCAUCCGCUGCCGAAUUGGUGUGGAAAUGGUUCUCGACACAUGCCGAGAACGAAGAGGAGGUCAUCAAACCCGAUUUCCUGCUGAUUGUUGGCGAUAACCGUGAAGAUGAACCUGUCUUCCGUUGGGCCAACAAGCUCCAGACGGCCAAGGCUGUCGAGCAUGUCAUAACAGUUACACUUGGUUCACGCAGCACAGAGGCCAAAGCUACUUUGACACAGGGAGUGACGGGUGUACUCUCUUGUCUACAACAACUGGCUGCUUCCCAGGACAAAACAGCAACAGCAUUGCCCCUGCGGCAGUGA
Messenger RNA from Penicillium olsonii, 2811 nucleotides. The record is from the annotation of a GenBank genome assembly. Lineage: Eukaryota; Fungi; Ascomycota; Eurotiomycetes; Eurotiales; Aspergillaceae.